GGAGGUGGACGUGGAGGAGGACGAACGCACAGUAGGCAUCCUCCUUUCAUCCAUCCACCCAUCCAGGCAAGCAGAGGGUUGGCAGUGAGACAAGCCGUUACCGGAGAGAGAAGCGUGUGCUGAGCACGGCGGCGGCGCGGCAGCAGCGGCGGUAUGGCUUCGUCUCACGGGAGAAGUAGUGACCUGCGCUUCGCCGACUGGAUGUCAAGUCUCCCGCAAAGCAUGCACAGCAUCCCGCUUACCAACUUGGCUAUCCCGGGUUCCCAUGACUCCUUCAGCUUUUACAUUGACGAGGCAUCUCCUGUGGGCCCCGAGCAACCAGAGACGGUGCAGAACUUUGUGUCAGUUUUCGGUACUGUGGCCAAGAAGCUCAUGCGGAAGUGGUUAGCCACGCAGACCAUGAACUUCAACAGCCAGCUAGAGGCCGGUGUCCGCUUCUUUGACCUGCGCAUCUCAACAAAGCCCAGAGACCCCGACAAUGAGCUCUUUUUUGCCCACGGUCUUUUCAGUGCUACGGUGAGAGAAGGUUUGGAGCAGAUCAGCAGCUUCCUGUCGGCACAUGCAAGAGAAGUGGUUUUCCUGGACUUCAACCACUUCUAUGGCGUUCAAAACCUGCACCAUGAGAAGUUGGUUACCAUGUUGAAGGAUGUUUUUGGAGACAAGCUCUGCCCGGUUGUCUUUGCUCAGGAGGUAAGUCUGCAAUAUCUCUGGGAGAAGGAGUAUCAGGUGCUGGUCUUUUACCACCACCCCAUGGCCCUGGAAGUGCCCUUCCUGUGGCCUGGCCAGAUGAUGCCCGCCCCCUGGGCUAACACCACUGACCCUGAGAAGUUGGUUCAGUUCCUCCAGGCCUCUGUUACUGACCGCAGGAGAAAGGGGACCUUCUUUGUUUCACAGGUGGUCCUCACACCAAAGGCCAGCACGGUGAUGAAGGGAGUGGCCAGUGGGCUCCGAGAGACGAUCACAGAAAGGGCUUUGCCGGGAAUGAUGCAGUGGAUUCGGUCGCAGAGACCUGGCGAAAGCGGCAUCAACAUCAUCACCGCCGACUUCGUGGAGCUGGGCGAAUUUAUCAGCGCUGUCAUCACCCUCAACUACCACAUGGAUGACGAAGACGACGACGAUGCCACCUGAGAGCUGUUGGAGGGCUCGCCAAGGGAGCAUGGUUACCCCACCUGCUACCGGGGAUUUUUGGUCUGUGCUUCACUUUUCCUCCUUGACGUUUGUUUCAGUGGAGAAGUGCUGCUCCUUUCGCUUUAUUUAGGGCUAUAGUGAAGUGGUGAAUGACACAGUGAUGAGGUUGAGAGAAGAAACGUUACGAUGGGUGAGUUAGGUACUGCAUAAUGACAGUCUCAGCCUACUAAUUUGGGGAGGAUUACGUCCCCUCUUUUAAGUGAGAUGUACCAACUGAGCUGUAAAAAACAUUGCUUACAUCAUACAAAUUUAAGGCUUUUUAUAUAUAUGUUCACCAUCAUCUUACAUGAUUCUGGAUUGUGAUAACAAAUUUGUCUGUUAAAUUGUUGAAUUGUAGGCUGGUGUUGGAAGGCAACUAAUCCAAAAACAUAGCAGUUGAUGUAUACAUAGCCAAACUAGACAAUUUAAAAAGUGAUUUUUAAUGUCUUUAUUUUGAAAGGAUUUUCCACCACAUUUUUUUUUUUUUUUUUUUUAAUUGAUUAAUUUGGUAUUACUUUAGGAUAUUUCGCAUUUACAUUUUUGAUGUUUUUAUUUGAUGAAAUUAUGUUGUGAAAUCGCUCAAAUUUUCUAUGAAACAACAAAAAUGUACAUUUUCAAAAUGUUUCUUCCCCAAACCAACAGGAUAGUGUUUUUAAUGUAGUUUUUAUUCAUAACCCACUUCAUACCAUACAGAAAGUGGUUGGUGAGGCUUGCGAGGAGCAAUGAAACAAUAAAAUAACUCUUAAGCUUAAGCUGUUAUUUAACAUUAUAAUAUGUUUAAAGUUAUUUUUUUUUAUAAAAUAUACAGUACAAUGUGGGGAAAUCACCAAAUAGAAAAAAAACAAGAUUUAACUUUUUGAGGGCUUAUAUAGGAAAGGAAAUAAGACUGUACUGUUUUUAAGAUAAAUAAGGUUUUGCUUUGAUAGUCUGUGAAGAUAUCACAAGCUCCGAAUGAAUUUGUGGUGGGUGCUGAGUCGUGAUGUAUAAAAAUAUUGCUCACCAGAGUCUAUACAGUGUCUGUUUAAGCUUUCAAUCCACCCCUUGUGCGUCUGUAUUGACUACUGUGGUGCAGCGUCCAUGAGUCACCAUCAUUGUUUUGUAGUCUUUCUGUUGACACACAACUUUAGAGGUGAAUUUUAUAUCUAGUCAACUUUUUUUUUUUUUUGUAGGACUGCUUCAGUACUUUUAGAUCGCAGUAGCACAUUGAUGUCUUUACUGGUGUCUCUGAAUGUUGAAUGAUAGAUGCAUUGACAGAGGUGUGAGGUACAGUAUAGGUAACAAAAUAACAUUUACCGUAUUUUCCGGACUAUAAGGUGCACCUAAAAGUCUUCAAUUUUCUCAAAAGCCAACAGUGCACUUUUUAAACUAAUGCGCUUAGGUAUGGCUCAAUAUUGGUUAAUCAUGGCUUGACAUUCCCUUUAGCGUAGCUCCAUCUAAUAGUGGAUGCAUAACUCAACCACUACUACUGCAACGACUAAUACUACUACUGCGCCUUAUAAUGCAGUGUGCCCUAUAUAUGAAAACAGUUACAAAAUAGGCAAUUCAUUGAAGGUGGACUUUAUGCUCCAAUGCUCCUUAUAGUGCGAAAAAUACAGUACCUUUCAUAUACAUUGUUUUUGUCCUGAGUGAGUUUUUUUUUUUUUUUUUUUUUUUAAUUUAAGUGCACGCGUAUUUGAUUGAUCAAGAGGUUUUCAGAUGCAGAUUAUAUGAGUGCUUUUGGUUAUAGAAAAAUACUGUAGAUUUUUGUUGUAUGUUAGAUGCAGUGUGUGCAACUCUCUGGUAAGUCUUAAGUCAUCACCUUUAAGUUCCAAGCGAGUUCUAAAAAAAAAAAAAAAAAAAAAAAUGUUAACUUGAUUCGCUGCCAAAUUUAAAGCAACUUAAGUCAUUACUUCAUUAAAAGGGACUCAUGAAAAUGCCAUGAUAGUCCACUUUUACUAUGGGUGUAACGGUUCAAGUGGAUGUAUUGAACAGUUUCCGUUUUGCAUGUACGGCACUUGCGUAUCGUUCCCGUUUUGUUUUAUGCAUUUUUUUCCUCAUAAAAAUGUAUUUCUCACGCAAAACUGAAGUCCUGUGGGAGUUUCCGCACACAAGCUUUAAAUGUCGGACACUCACGGCUAGUAGUUUAGACUUUACAACCUGUAAAGUCCUGUAAAACAAACACAUGAAAAAUGGCAACAUGACAAAAUGCAAGCGAGAAGAUUGAGCUAAAAGACCGUCUUACUUCACUACUGUUGGGCCAGCCUGCUUCGAGGGGCUGGCGGCACGGAGACGGGUGCCCAGACCGCGGCUGGCUAGAGAUGCUAUUGUAGAUGCCGACCCUGUUGAACACUUUUUAGCUUCCUUGUUAAACUAAGAAUCCGUUAUUAAUUACUCGUCCCUGAAACACCAACUUUUAGGCAUUCAAAAUUGACACGCCCCUUCCCAUUUGUCUUGUGAGCCACAAUUUUUACAUGUAAAAGGCUUACUUUGCCUCGCUUGUCAGAAAACUAAGAUUGUUAUUCCUUGAUUGAAUAGGUCUGGAACUUUUUUUUUUUUUUUUUAUGUGAUAAGCUGGAAUUGGUUCAUUUAUUAAUUUCACAAAGAGUCAAGUAAAUUUUAAUAAUACACUUUGAAAACAUACAUUUUGUGAUGUGGGUUGCAGUAUCUUUGUCUGAAAUUUAACUUUCGAGAGGGUCAAAUUAUGCAGAAAAAAGAAAAAAAAAAUUGAGAUGAGGGCAUGCAUUUUUUCACAGCGCUAAUUAUUUUGUCAGAGUUUUACGUGUGUAUGUGAGAGAGAAAGAGUUAGAGAAGGAUUUUUCUUCGUUUGCGUGUUGGUCAUGAGUGAGAGCUGUUUUUAUAGGUGUUUGAGUUUUUUUUUUCUGCGACUAAUGUUUUUAGAUGAGUGAAAUUUUCUGUAAUGUUUUUUUUUAUAUUCAGUGUGUGAUAUGCAAAAUAUAUGUGUGGAUUUUUAAUGAUGUGUUUUACCAUUUUUGUGAGCGUCACCCUUUUUAUGUGCGUAAAAAAUUAAGCAAAAAACAUUUCCUUCUACAGGUAAAUGUUAUUUCUGGCCUAUAUUGCAACUGACGGGGGUGUAUUGAAAGUUUUAAGUGUCAGAAAAACUAAAACAGAUAAGUGAUUUUUGAUCAUUUUUUUAACAUAGUCCCUCUGAAGGGCUGAACACUUUCCCCAACGGUGCUGAAACGCUUAUAUUCCGGUGUAGAAGAACUCUGGUUUGGGACUCAAGGUCAGGGUUAUCCUUGGUUGUUGCUCUCAGGGGUCGUCCUGACCUUGGGUCAUCUUCAACACUGUCUCUGACAUGCUUGAAUUAUCAAAUCAAAUGUGUGAUUGUUGCAUAUGAAGGGGCACUCUCUGCUAAUAUUCUCAAGCAUGUCAUCAUAAAUUUCUGAGGCAGUGAUGUCUUUCAAAUGCAGGUAGCUUAUGACUACAAUUUUCUCUUUCAUCCAUUUUUCAUUGGCUCCUUGACCCUUGCUUAUUCAAAAAUCUGCAAAAAAUAUAAGAAUCUUCAUAUACCCCUCAUAUACUGAAAAGAGGAAGUAUAUUCUAGACAAAAUAAAAUGCAGCACUUUUUGCAGAGAAUGUAUCCUUUGAGGAUUGGUGUAUCAUUCCCUUAUGUCCAGCCAUUAUGCUAACUAUUUGGGACUGUUGAAUGUGUUUUAAAAGUCAGGUGUGUCAUGUAGUUGCUAUGAAAAGUCCUGUUUGUAUGCUUUCAUGUCUUUGAUUCAGCGUGCUUUUUUGUUUUAUAUUGUGUUUGUACAUACUGUAACUGCAAAACACUAUAUUGCCAAGAAAUUUACCUCUUUACUAUGAUUAUUCUUCUUUGAAAUACAAAUUUGGUAGCGGUGUGCAGACAAACUAUUGAAGAACCACUUUGAUGCACAAGCUCUGUGCAUCCAUUUUAUCUCGAUUCCGAAACUUGCAUGACUUUCAGACAUUUUUUUCUCCCAGUUGCAGUCAAAAAGACUGACACUGCACAAAUGACUUGAGACUUGAAAAGGACGUACAAAUUGUGAUGUGAGGUCAUUAUCGUCUUCCCUGGUCAAAGCUGUUGUCAUUGCUUUUAUGUCAUGUUGUAUGAAAAAUAAUACAAUGAUACAAUAAAGGAGUCCUUUGCUGUUGUAAAACUGAAACCUUUGUUCCAAGAGUGGCAACUAAAUAAAAGUCAAAUAUACAAAACUG
This is a messenger RNA of Corythoichthys intestinalis (scribbled pipefish), 5343 nucleotides long. It is a transcript of the gene plcxd3, whose product is annotated as phosphatidylinositol-specific phospholipase C, X domain containing 3. The coding region runs from base 154 to 1128 and encodes 324 amino acids. The transcript has 6 exons. Gene Ontology annotation, biological process: lipid metabolic process. The record is from RefSeq and is a predicted model, not a curated record. Gene Ontology annotation, cellular component: synapse. Gene Ontology annotation, molecular function: phosphoric diester hydrolase activity. NCBI's taxonomy places the organism in Eukaryota, Metazoa, Chordata, Actinopteri, Syngnathiformes, Syngnathidae.